AAAAAUCGAAAUUGUUGCAAAAUUAUCUAGAAAUAUAUAAAAAAUUUGAACAAAAUGAAUAGCAUUGGCGAAGAGUGUACAGAAUUAAAGAAAAAAUAUGAUGAUUGCUUUAACUCGUGGUUUUCAGACAAGUUUCUCAGGGGAAACAACGAUGAUUCCAUAUGCGCUGAUAUCUUUAAAGUUUAUCAGGAUUGCGUAAAGAAUGCAAUGAAGCAACAAAACAUUGACUUCAAGGAAAUUGACAAAGAUGUACUAGGCACUGAAAAUGAGAACCGGCCACCAGGCAGCAGUUGACAUCCAUUCAGCAUGAUGUGCAUGCUUAAUCCUGCCACUUGUUGGAACAUUUUCACUCGAGACAUGUUCAAACAUCAACAGGAACAAAUACAGUGUGAUAAAAAUUAUGUAAAUAAUAAUAAUAAUGAACUAAAUGAAUGUGACUUCAUGUAACUUUCAAUUUUAACCAUACAGUGCAAGCAGUUGAAACUGGUUUUUAAAUUAUAUUCCUGUAAAUAUGCUUGCUUGUCACUAUUCAAUGUUUGCUAUUUCUUAGCUGCUCAAGCACAUUAAGGAAUUUAACAUAGACAUAUUAAUUAUCAGUGAAUGUUUUGUAGUGUUGUAUACAGCACGUUUUGCUAAAAUUUGGAUAUAUCUGUACCAGCCCCAGUAGCAUGGUUACGCAUGAUAGUCGCGACAAAAUUGAAAUAAGCGCCCUAUUGGCUAUCCAAAUUAGAUCUGAUUGAGACAGCCAAUAGCAUGCGCUUAUUUCAAUUUUAUUGCGCGGGUCGAGACUAUCAUGCAUAGCCAUACUACAGGGGCUGUAAAUGUAUCAUGUAAUAAUUGAUUUAAUUAUUUAAUAGUAGAUGUUCAAAUUCAAUACCUACUAUGUUUGUGUAGAACUAUAUUUAACAAACACACAAGGAGAUAUGUGUCUUCAAGCCUAGUCAUGCUAUGGUUGCUGAUAAAAUCAUGUGUCAGGUUAUAUUGGCUUACAUAGAUUUUUACCAUUACUAUUAUCAUAAUACUUUAAAAACAUUAUCAAAAGAUUCAAACAUUAUGUUAUAUUAUGUGAAUACUGAGGAAUGAAACAAUCAAUUUUGCCCAUAACUAGUAUUAACGAUUUACAUUGCAGGCAACCAUUAAAAACCAGAGUUAGUUGCUAUUCCUGAUAUAUAGUGCAACCAAUUGUUAAUGUUAGGUUUUCCAAAAUGUAUUUUAAAAAUUAUGCAUUUAAGUGCAGUAUGUUUUGUUUUGUGCAAUGUUUUAUAGUCUAUGUGUAAAAAUAGUAGUAGAUAUUUAAAAAUAAAUGUUUGUUUAUAGUAAAUAUGUGUUUUAAGUAAAUGUGAUGUUGUCUCCUUAUAAUUUAAUCUAUAUUAUAG
This is a messenger RNA of Hyposmocoma kahamanoa, 1376 nucleotides long. RefSeq names its product TP53-regulated inhibitor of apoptosis 1-like. NCBI's taxonomy places the organism in Eukaryota, Metazoa, Arthropoda, Insecta, Lepidoptera, Cosmopterigidae. The transcript is spliced from 2 exons. The coding region runs from base 55 to 294 and encodes 79 amino acids. The record is from RefSeq and is a predicted model, not a curated record.